This is a messenger RNA of Python bivittatus (Burmese python), 2634 nucleotides long. It is a transcript of the gene PREB, whose product is annotated as prolactin regulatory element binding. Gene Ontology annotation, cellular component: endoplasmic reticulum membrane. The record is from RefSeq and is a predicted model, not a curated record. Gene Ontology annotation, biological process: endoplasmic reticulum to Golgi vesicle-mediated transport. Gene Ontology annotation, molecular function: guanyl-nucleotide exchange factor activity; protein binding. Lineage: Eukaryota; Metazoa; Chordata; Lepidosauria; Squamata; Pythonidae.
GUGCUGCGAGUUCUGCGCCUGCGCAACGUCGAGGAAGUCGGGUCUGCGCCUGCCUAGUCGAGAUCAAAGUGCUGGUGUACCGAGAGCUGCGCUAGAGCGAAGAGGAGUUGAGGAAGGAACAACUUAGUGCGGAAUUGGCAUGAGUUGACCUUUGACCCCGCUGACCCCGGCUUCCCUGACCCAGUCAUGCCCCCUCGCCGGCCGCCCGAGCUCUACCGGGCUCCGUUCCCGCUCUAUGCCCUGCGCGUACACCGUGAAGCUGGUCUGGCGCUGAUCGCGGGGGGAGGCGGCGCUGCCAAGACGGGGAUCACGAACGGCCUGCAUUUCUUGCAGCUGGAUUGGAGAGAAGGCAAGCUAUCUGCCUCACUGCUGCACGCUCAUGACACAGAGACCCGAGCCACCAUGACUAUGGCGCUGGCAGGAAAUGUCAUUGCUGCAGGGCAGGAUGCUACUUGCCACAUCCUGAGUUUCCGCCUCUUUAAAUCCGGACAGAAAACAGGUGGCAGCAGUGGUGAUAGUACUCCCAAUAAAGCAGGUGCUGGUGAUAAGGAUCUACGGAAGCGCAAGGCCCCCAUCCCCAGUGAGAAAAGCAAUGGCAGCAUGCAUAGUGAGAUGAAGGAGGUGGCGGUGGAAACCUUGCACUGUGUCAAAACAGACACCAGCCCAGAUGCCUUGCAGAAGGCUGUGUGCUUCAGUGACGAUCAUACCCUCCUGGCUACUGGUGGCGUGGAUGGCUUCCUGCGAGUCUGGGAGUUUCCCAGCAUGAAGAAAACCCUUGAAUUCCAGGCACACAAUGGCGAGAUAGAGGAUAUAGCACUGAGUCCUGAUAACAAGGUGGUGACAGUGGGACGGGACUUCCAGUGUUGUGUGUGGCAACGAGAUCAGAUGGUGACGGGUCUGCGUUGGAAUGAAAAUCUUCCAGGCAUUCCAGACAAGGCCUACCGCUAUCAGUCUUGCAGGUUUGGUACAGUUGAAGACCAAGCCAAGGCAUUGCGACUGUACACGGUGCAGAUCCCCUACAAGCGUGAGCGACGUCCACUCCCCUGCUACAUCACCAAGUGGGAUGGACAUAGUUUCUUGCCCCUGCUCACCCGUCCCUGUGGCAAUGAGGUCAUCUCCUGCCUCUGUGUCAGUGAGACAGGCACAUUCCUGGGUUUGGGUACCGUCACAGGCUCGGUUGCCAUCUUCGUCGCCUUUUCUUUACAGAAGCUGUACUACGUACGGGAAGCACAUGGCAUAGUGGUCACCGCUGUGGCUUUCCUGCCUGAGACUCCUGAACUGCUCAAGAGCAACGAGGCCGCGCUGCUAAGUGUGGCGGUUGACAGCCGCUGCCGCCUGCACCAGAUUGCCUGCCGGCGGAGCUUCCCCGUCUGGCUGCUGCUGCUCUUCUGUGCUGGGCUGAUUGUGGGCACAGUCCUGUUACUGCAGUUGGCCUUCCCAGGCUUCCUCUAAUCUUUCUUCAUGGUGAGGUUCCUGGAAAGCUUGGACCUUCUCUGCUCUUUCUGUAAGGGACGCAUCUUCUCCUUUUUAACCCCACAGACUGGAGAGCGGACUCAGAAGCCAGGGCAAGGGUGGCCGUAGCAGAGUGUGUGGUCAGGCGGACUUGGCCAGGCUGGAGGCCAUGCCUCACAUUGAUCAAGUUUUGGCCUUGAACUCUUCUUGUCUAACCCCAUCACACUGAAUGGGGAUGGGGGAACUAUACUCCUCCAUUUUUGAUUGAUCUGCAAGAAACAUUCCAACUUUGUUUGCUCUGAGCAGAGGUUUCCUCUUUAAGCGCAGGGCUUGAACACCUUGAUUAUUAAACUCAAUGAUGGAGCAGAAUCUCUCCUGCCUGCCUUGUUGGUUACUUCUCCAUUUCCUUCUGGCCUGGACAGAGCUGGAGGACAUAAUUGCAAAGGGGGUUCUUUGGGGCCAGAAAUGAGGGAGGCUGCGGCUGCUUCAUGAAGCCUCACCAAGGCGUUGCCAUUUGGGAUGAUAGUUCUGCCUUCCCAGGUCUAGCAGGCAUGAAGCUAUUUUUUAUUUUUCUGCCAUGGCUGUAUAAGAGGAGGAAGGGAUAGAGAGGAUUAGGGAUUUUGGAAUUCCCUCUUGAGCAAGGCUUCAGGAUGAGAACAUCUACAGCUUGACUGCAGGAAUCUCUCUAAAAUACUGUGAAUAUACACAUGGAGAGAGCAAGGAUGCUUGUGCCGGUUUGUGUUUAUGUGCAUGCAUACUCUGUUUACAGUUUGCUUAUGUUAGCAAACCGUAGCUGUUCUCAUGAAAAAACUGAGGACUUCACCAAUUAAGGGUCCCUCCUCACAUCUGGCCCCAAGUGUUCUCCAGUAUGGAUUUCUCCAUGCAGUGUAAAUUUUCUCUCCCCUCUUACAUUAGGUUGAUUUCUUAUUUUGCGACUUGGGAGAUAUGUCAUUUAUCCUGUAGUUGUUCAAUUAUUUUAAAAUCGCAGAGGUUGUUAUCAUAUUUUUGUAGAUGUGAGAAUCAUGACUGUUAAUAUGGUAAGCUGGGAUUUGCCAAUUCAAAAAAUUAGUCAAAAUGGUCACAGCCUGAAAGGAAUGCUAGGAUAGGUGGUUCUGCAUCCUCCAUCAAUGCUUGUUUUUAUCAGGGAAGAAAAGGUGGGAAUAAAUCUUCCUUGAUAGUCCA